This is a messenger RNA of Penicillium alfredii, 1014 nucleotides long. RefSeq names its product aldo/keto reductase. The transcript has a single exon. NCBI's taxonomy places the organism in Eukaryota, Fungi, Ascomycota, Eurotiomycetes, Eurotiales, Aspergillaceae. The record is from RefSeq and is a predicted model, not a curated record. Bases 1 to 1014 code for a protein of 337 amino acids.
AUGGAAUACCAACGGCUCGGCAACAGCGGCCUCAAAGUAUCGCGCAUCAUUCUCGGAUGCAUGACAUACGGCAACCCGAGCUGGGAAGGGUCUCCAUGGGUUCUAGACGAGGAACAAUCACUACCUAUAUUAAAGAAAGCAUACGACAUGGGAAUCAACACCUUCGACACGGCGAACACAUAUUCCAACGGCAUAUCCGAAUCGAUCAUCGGAACAGCCCUCACACGAUACAACAUCCCACGAAGCAGAGUCGUGAUCAUGACAAAACUCUACUAUCCAGUUCUAGAAGACACUCCAGACUUGCGACCGAGCCCUGCAGUCAAUGAAGGUCUGCUCGUCAACCAGAUGGGACUGAGCCGAAAACACAUCUUCGACGCAGUCGAAGGAUCACUACGGCGACUGAAAACAGACUACAUCGAUGUCCUCCAGCUCCACCGGCUAGAUGCCAACACACCACCCGAAGAAACAAUGCGGGCGCUGCACGACCUCGUGCAAAUGGGCAAAGUGCGGUACCUGGGCGCGUCCAGCAUGCACUGCUGGGAAUUCGCGCGGCUGCAAUACACAGCCAAGAGGAAUGGCUGGACAACAUUCGUGAGCAUGCAGGGCCUGUACAAUCUGCUCUACCGCGAAGAAGAGCGCGAGAUGAAUCCCUUCUGCCAGGCCGAGGCCGUCGGGCUGGUUCCUUGGAGUCCGUUGGCGCGGGGCCUGUUGGCGCGACCGUGGCAGGAGAAGUCUGCUCGGGCCGACCAGGAUCAGAAGACGAAGAAGUGGUUUGUUGGUGACCAGAAUGAGGUGAUUGUCAAUCGGGUCGAGGAGCUGGCCCGCGAUAAGGGGUGUGGCAUGGGUGCUGUUGCCAUGGCUUGGCUGCUGAGGAAGGGCGCUUGUCCGAUUGUCGGUCUGAAUAGCAUUCAGAGGAUUGAGGCGGCGGUCGAGGCCUUCGAGGUGGAGCUUACGGACGGUGAGAUGACAUGGCUGGAGGAGCCCUACCGGCCGCUGGCGGUACAGGCAAUCUGA